UUGUGUAGUUUAGUCUUCCACUCCCCAUUGCGUACACUCACUCCAAACUCACUCCUACGCUUCAUCCCUGCGAUACCGACUCAAAUGCAGAUCCAACAUAGGAAAAUGAAAAAAUGGAGAAAAGAAUGAGAAAAUGAUUUUACCAGAACUGAUUUUAUCAACAUCAAUUCUUAGUUUAGCCCUGUUUGUUUGGGCAGUCCUGGCUAAAUAUAAAAAAGAAGGAAAAACUAGAUUUUCAGACGGUGAGGGUAGUAGUGAGGAUGAAGAGGAGGAUGAGGGGGAGGGGGACUGCUCCAGCAAGGAGAACUUUGUUGAUGAGACCUUGCUAGAGUCCUGCGGGUCCUCGGUCUGUGGAGAGAGUGCUAAGGAUGAAACUCCUUUGUCUAGCACUCCGGGAACUCCUAAAGCCACCUCAGGGUUAAGUAGAAGACAGAGGAAGAAUAGAAAGAAAGAAGACAAGGGACCGAAGAAAUCCAAAUCUCCUAUAUUAUCCAGAACGAGCUCUGAGGAGUUAAAACCUGACUUAACCCGUUCCAAGAAGAAUAGUGUUCCUUGUAAACAAUAUACUAAACUAAAUAUGCCAGACAAGGAUAUAUAUCAGCUGUUAACAAGUUACCUCCUUCCAACUGACCAGCUCCGGCUUCUAGGUUAUCCUAUGGACAGUACACUUUUUCCAGGGAAGGCCUAUAUAUACAGAGAUCCUGAAAUAUCGUCUUUGCUGCACGAGACCGCGGAUUAUGAUGACGGAGACAUCUGCGACCAAGGGUCUGCGACAUUAGAUGCAACAGCUCAGCCUUUCUUCCCUGAACAGGGAUAUCAGUUUAUGCUCAACAAAUACUCACAAUCAGAGAAUUCAGUACCGGUGCUGAAUGCGACUGCCAAGGAGUUUGUGCCAAGCAAUCUAGAAUCUUCAGACGAUAGUGAAAAGAAAACAUUAAAGGGUGUUCAAUCUUCACCAAAUUUAGAAAACACAGAAGAAUGGAUCCCUAGUCUUGUAUCAGUUCCAAGUUCUCCCAACCUACUAGAUCCGUCCUCACUCCAACAUAUAAGCUCAAGUAACAGUAGUAAAACCAAUCCUGCCAGUAUUUCUAGUAAACUCACUUCAGACGAAGAAGAAUCUAUGUACGACGAAAGACGAUGUGUCCGGUGUACAAAAACAUUUUUUAUGUACUCGGGAGGAGAAUACUAUACACAGGAGUCCUGUACAUAUCAUUGGGGUAAACUAAGAUCCCAGAACAAGAAUAAUCCUAUAUAUCAGUGUUGUGGUGGAAGAGCGGGUAGAUCCAGUUCGCGAGGGUGUUCAGUAGCUCAGGUUCAUGUUUGGUCAGGGUUCCCCCUUUCCAGGGGCAUAGUAGGUCCCUUAGAUGGGUAUGUGAAGACGAGGUAUAGAAAAUCUCUGCAGAAAGAACGAAACUUUGGUGUUUUCGGAGUAGACUGUGAAAUGUGCUAUACCCGUGUAGGCUUAGAAUUAACCAAGGUGACAAUAGUAGGAGUAGACGGUAGAUUGGUUUAUGAAAGCUUAGUGAACCCUGAGAACAGUAUAGUAGAUCAUAAUACCAGAUUCUCUGGCAUAUCAGAACGUGACCUAAAUGUUGGACCAACUAAAUCUCUCAAGGAAGUCCAGAAUGAUCUGAACGGUUUCAUCAACGCCGAUAGUAUUCUUAUAGGACACGGUCUGGAGAAUGAUCUGAGAGCUCUAAACCUCCUUCAUCUGAACGUAAUUGACACAAGCCUUGUAUUCCCACACUUCUACGGUCUUCCAUACAGAAGAUCUUUACGCACACUCGUCAGUUCAUACCUCAAGCGGGAUAUACAGGGUAAUGCCUGGGGUCACGAUAGCUAUGAAGAUGCCCGGGCAUGCGUAGAGUUGAUGCUUUGGAAGGUCAGGAAGGAUUUAGAAAAGGCGAGGAAGCUGGAGAUCCCUGGUAGAAAGAUCUAGAAGCUGGAGAUCCCUGGGAGAAAGAUCUAGACGCUAGAGAUCCCUGGUAGAAAGAUCUAGAAGCUGGAGAUCCCUGGUAGAAAGAUCUAGAAGCUAGAGAUCCCUGGUAGUAAGAUCUUUAAGCUGGAGGCCUCUAAUAAAAAGAUCGCCGGAGAUCACUGUUAGAAAGAGAUAUAUUAACUAAGCCUUCCAAUUUCUUCCCUAAAUUAUAUCCAAUCCACCUACCCAGCAAUCUAUCUAUCUAUCAAUCCUUUAAUGUAAUAUGUCUUAAUUUAAUGACCAGUUGUAAUUUUCAUUUUUUUUCAAAUCCAAAUUUUUUUCACUGUAACGGAAUUAAUGAUAUUGACAGUUAUCCUUAGGAAAUUCG
Messenger RNA from Eurytemora carolleeae, 2306 nucleotides. RefSeq lists its product as uncharacterized. Gene Ontology annotation, molecular function: nucleic acid binding; exonuclease activity. Gene Ontology annotation, cellular component: nucleus. The transcript is spliced from 21 exons. NCBI's taxonomy places the organism in Eukaryota, Metazoa, Arthropoda, Copepoda, Calanoida, Temoridae. The record is from RefSeq and is a predicted model, not a curated record. Bases 134 to 1939 code for a protein of 601 amino acids.